UUUUUUGGGGAUUUGAAGCACUGUCUGGAUCUUGAAUUUCGUUGCCCCCAACAUGGAUUAUGAUAUGUAAGAGAGAGCAAGUUGUUUUAGCGUAGAGGAGUCCACAGGUGUUGCUAAGCUGAUCUCCCAAAGGGGAAUGGAAGUGAGAUUCAGAGAAGUGGAACCGGAGAUGGAGGAAUUAACGAUAUUCGAGCAGCAUACUAUAACACUCAGCAAAGAUUCCAAGAUGGGGUUUGGCUUUGCGAUAUCAGGAGGCAGAGACCAGCCGAACCCGGACUCAGGGGACACAGCCGUGAUAGUUUCAGAUGUGGUACGGAACGGACCCGCUAUGGGACGGCUGUUCGUCAGAGAUCAGAUCGUCAUGGUCAAUGGCGUGUCAAUGGAGAAUGUCUACUCUACCUUCACCAUCCAGAACCUCAAGUCAUGUGGCAAAACAGCCAACAUAACAGUGAAGCGUCCUCGUAAGAUCCAUCUCCCCGCCAGCACCAGACCCUCGCGUGCUGCCUCCUACUCCAACCUGCUGGACCAGGACCCCCCACAGAGGCCCCGACGCUACUCUGAUGGUAGUGACCAGGCCCACAAAUUUGACCGCACCGCCCUCGACCGCAACGGAACCGCUCAUGCCCUGCCGCUAAGUUCAGGGUACAAACGGCUCCCACAGCAGGCCUUCCCAGACAAGCCAAUCAAAGCCACCCUGCUGAAGAAGAAACUCGCAGACGAGUAUGGACUGAAGUUGGGAAGCCAGAUCUUCAUCAAACACAUGACUGAGACGGGUCUGGCUGCCAAGGAGGGCACUCUGCAGGAGGGAGACCUCAUUCUCAAGAUCAAUGGGAUGACCACAGAGAACCUGUCCCUUCUGGAGACCAAGCACCUGGUGGAGAAGUCCCGGGGAAAGCUGACCAUGAUGGUCCUGCGAGACGACCGCAAGUUCCUGGUCAGCAUCCCAGAAGUGCAGGACAGUGCCCCCAACAGCGAGGAAGACCACCGCGGCAACAGCAGCUCUGAACUGGAGGACAUUUCAGACCUGGAUACAGACAUCCCCACUCCCAGAGACAGAGUGUCACGCUCUGCAACUAGAGAACGACGCACACGCAGAAGAGCUGAUCCUCCUCUAGUAGUUAAGUCACGUGAUCCGUCCCCGGUGCGGUCGACACUGUCCCGGCCUGUUGCUAAAGCCUACCCCUCUCACCGAGCCCUCUCAGAGUCUGAGUCUGACCGUAGUGCAUCACCCACUCCUGUCAGGAAGGACAGCCCAGACCACGCCAACAAAUACAGAACUCUUUCAGGGCUGUCCACCCUCCCCAACCCCAAAGCCUCACCUGCCGUCUUUGACUGGGUCGCCCCACGUUCCUCCCGUCCCUCCUCCUCCACCUUGAGACCUCGCAAAGUGGUGUCCGAGUCGGACUCGGACCGCAGUGCCUCCCCACCCCCCAGAAGAGGAGAGAGUUCCCGAGUCAUAGAGGACCACUCCAGAUACAGAGUGCUCCCUAACCUGCCCCACCCUAGGACACUGAGAGCCUCCCCCAUCACCAUUCGUCAGGAUCCUCCUCGACGGGUCUCCUCUCCUGUCAAAGCCCCACUCCCAGACUCAGAUUCAGAGUCAGACAGCAGCUCCGGGCCCGCCCACAGCCAGGACUCCCGGAGCAGAUACAGAGCCACUCCCUUGGUAGCCAUGUUUCCCCAGGUGGAGCCCCCCAAGUGGAAAGCCCCCAGUGUCACAAGGAGCAAUCCUGCUAAAGGGCACUCAGGAUCCGAGUCGGAGGCAAGUUAUGCAUCCGUCCCUCGACGGGAGUCUAUAGACAGUGGAGGCUCCAUCUCCAGGGUAUCCAAGAACAAAUACAGAGCUCUGCCUGAGAUGAAGUCUUAUCCAGCUCCAGUAGUGAGACAGGACCCCCCUCGACAAGGCAUGACCCCCUCCAGUCCAGUCUCAGGUUCCUCUGAUUCGGACCGUACACCCUCACCCCCUAGGAGGUCUGGGAGUACAGAUGUGGAGAGCAACCACAGUAUUCCACACAGAGUCAAUGGCGAUGUCCGCACUGGGAUAUCAAUGAAGAGCAACCCUCCAGUCUACUCCAAGACAGAGGAACCCCUCUACUCCCUACCCCCAGACUCCAUUCCUACACCUAGCUUGGGCUCAGAUCUGAACACAGUGUCGUUUGUGAAGGAGGGGAGCGUUGGUCUGAGACUGGUGGGAGGCAACGAUGUGGGCAUCUUUGUGGAUGGGGUUCAGCCCAACAGCCCCGCUCAGGAGCAGGGUAUGAAGGAGGGGGACCAGAUCAUGCAGGUGAAUGGGGUGGACUUUGGUUAUUUCAACCGUGAGGAAGCUGCAAUGUUCCUGAUCAACAUCAAGAGAGGGGAGCCGGUCAACAUCCGUACUCAGAACAAGAUGGACAUUUACAAGAAGAUCGUGAAGUCCAACCUGGGGGACUCGUUCUACGUCCGGACCCACUAUGACAAUGUGGCGGAGGGCGACAUCGGCCUAGCCUUCACCAGGGGAGAGGUGUUCAGGGUGGUGGACACCAUGCACAGGGGCAAGCUGGGAAAGUGGCUGGCUAUACGCAUGGGCAACGACCUGCAUGAGCUGGACAAGGGCACCAUCCCAAACCAGGUCAGGGCCGAGACUCUGGCCAGAAUGGAGCAGGCUCAGAGGGCCAGUGGAGAAGGGGAUCGCAAGGUAUCAGGGCCCAGGGUAGAGUUCUGGAAACUACGGGGGCUCAGAGGGGCCAAGAAUAACGUCCGCAGGACUUAUGAUGACCUGCUCCAGCUUACCAUCCAGGGCAAAUUCCCAGCAUACGAGAGAGUUCUGCUCAGAAAAGCUAAUUUCAAACGGCCAAUCGUCAUCAUGGGUCCUCUGAACGAUGUGGCCAUGGAGAAGCUGGCUAGAGAGAUGCCUGAUGAAUAUGAGGUGGCAGAGAUGGCUCCUCGUAGUAGUGGCGCAGAUACUACUUCCACGGUCAUCAAGCUGGACACAGUACGAAGGAUUGCAGAGAAGAACAAGCACCCUCUGCUGGACAUUACUCCUACUGCCGUGGAGCGUCUGAACUACAUCCAGUACCACCCCAUGAUUCUGUUCCUGGACCCACACAGCAGGAAGGACGUCAAGGUCAUGAGGCAGAGGAUGUGCCCCAACUGCAACAAGAGCUCCAGACGCCUCUACACACAGGCCCUCAAGAUGAGGAAGCACUGCAGCCAUCUGUUCACAGCUCGUAUUGAUCUCCAGCCCAGCUCUAAUGUGUGGUAUGAGACUCUGAAAGACCAGAUCAGACACCAGCAGGCCAAACCUGUCUGGGACUCAGAAGUCACGUUGGAGGGAGGCGGAGAGGAGGAGCUGGAUGCAUUGGACCGGACCCACUCGGACUACCUGAGUGCUGCCAGCGAACUGGAGGACACAGACGGAGAGGUCUACACUGAUAAUGAGGACCUGGAGGAACCAUUUGAUCCCAGCAAUCAGCCCCGGAUGUCCAGGCUCACCGCUCUGGCCCGGUCUUCAGAGCCUGCCUCUGAGUACCCCUCCCCCGAGUCCCUGAGAGAGGUUCCACCCCUGAUGCAUGUGUCUGAGCCCAGAUCGACCCGUCGUCCAUCUGACAGCCCUCCCCACGUUGACGUUGCUGAUGAAAUCCGACCCUAUCAUAGCUUCUCAGAUUCGGACUUCAGGGCCAUUGACCAGGCUGUUCCGACCACCCCCUCGGACACACCCCCUGACUUCAUAGCCCCUGACCCCAGAGUCUCUGUGCCUGAGCCCCCAUUGGCUGAACUGCUGCCAGAGAGCCCCCCAGCUGUCACACUGUCAGUCAUAGAGAAGAAACUUCAACAGACCCGUAUGGCAGAAUCUCAGGAGAGGAAAGCGUCUCCAUUGUUCAUUGUGUUGGCUCACCACCAGGCUGUCCAAACGAGACGCACUCGGAUCCGAGGCAGUGACAGCUCUGACAAUGAAGAGACUGAUGACAUCGAGUGGGGUCCAGCUACAGAACUUUAGAUUAGAGCACACCAUUCCAGAACUAUAACUCUAGAGUGCACAGACAACGGCCGUGUUCGAGAGCAUCAAAACCGUGAUGUGACUGACUGAUCUACAAAUCAUAAUCAGUCGCUAUUUAUGAUAAGGUUCAGUCAUUCGGCAGUCGCCUGCACAAACAAGGCAAUAGCCUCUUAAAUGGGAGAUGUGAAAUGCUCUCAACUUCAACCUUCAAGGAUCACUUGGUUUGUUUUGUCCUUCUGUUGGACCAACAUCUUCUUUGGAGAGGUAAGUUGGAGGGCCAAUUCUAGGGCUGCCUUCAGACAUGGGAAUUUAGGCAAUGGCAGACCAGCGCUCACACCUUUCUUUGUCUAAUUCCAAGAGAGGAAGAUGUUUCAUUUAGCUGGAAAUUCUAAUUUAAAAAAUCAGUGUUUUUGUAUUUCUACAACUUUUUUUUUUUAAUGCAAUUUUUAAAAUCAAAACGACAACCAACAACUUUGCUGUCAAGGAUGUCAUUUGAACAAAAAAACAUUUUAAAGCUGGAAUCCUAAAUUAAAACAAGUGGUCAUCCCACCUUUUUGGUAAAAAGGAGUGCUAUGUAUGCAAGGACUGACCAUUGAUUAUCUAAAAAUAUAUAUAUAUAUAGUUAACCAUAUUGAGGCUUUUCAGUGUUUUAGAUUUACUUUGUCAACAAACCAUGGAGUAUAACAAGCUUAUAUUUUAGGUUCUGAUUGGGUAUGUGAUAUAUGGCCAGUUUACCACGGCUAAGGGCUGUUCUUAUGCGCAACGUGAUGUGCCUGAAUGGGAAAUGCUCCAAAACAAUUAUGGACAUUCACAGAACACUGGAUAUAUUGAAGCUCAAUUUUCUAUCCUGCUUCAUUUCUGUUAAAAUUACUGAUUUUUGUAAAGAUUUGGUUCAUUAAAGAUUACUGAUAUUGCAAUGAAUAUCUGCCCUUGUCAUUGUUUUUCAUUUCUAGAACAGAAUAGAAAAUCAUCACCUUGUCCACCCAUAACUAUUUGUAAUGUAACAUCCCUGUAUUACAAAUAUCUUGAUUGAAUAAUCCAACACGUUUCUGGAUAAUGAAACUCAGUUUAGCUGUGAUACAUGAUGACAAUGGCAGACCGAGCACAUAUUAUAUUAAAGGGAUAGUUUAACCAAUCUGUCAUUGAAUCAUUUGUCUUUCUAACCCUGUAAGCAGUCUAUGGACACUGUAUGACAGCACUGUUUUAACAUGCUCGCGUUUCAGUUGUUGCAGAAAUUGACCCACGAUGCUGUUUACAUUCUGCAUCUUUUUUCAGUUAAGGAUUUUAAAGGUUUUCACCCCUUCCAUGUAUAACUUCUUUAAAAAAAUAAAAGUAAAACCUCUCCCUGUCAUAUCAUACAUGUUGCCCCCUUCCCUGCUCUGUCCUCAGGAUUGCAGUUAGAGCAGGACAAUAAGAUGAGUCCCAUUUAACCUGGGCAUCGUGUUUGGCCCCUCUGAUGUGGCCCCGGCCCACAGUGUCCCUGUCCUCUCUUGUGGACUACCCCCACCAGGCCCACAUCAUAGAGACUCUCAGUCUUUUACACAGCCAUCUUCCAGUCCUCCAGCAGUCACCCAUUCUCCACCCAACAGACUCGCUGCGGGUAUAGAUGAGAACAGCAGUGCUGCGGUAGCUGAUGUAGAGGAACAGGAUGCCAAUGAGGAACAGAGCAGAACAGACUGACAAUAUGGAGGGCUGUGGCAGUUCUCCAGGCUCCCUGGGUUCCAGUGAGCAAAUGGUGGACUCUGACUCAGAGCUGGAUGAGUGGGAGGGGGUCCAAGUUAAGUGUACUUCCAGUCUGGUGGAUGUUACCACGAAUCUUGGUUUUAACUUUGGCAUUAGUCAUGUAAUACUACAUGACACAUUCAUCUUGGACACUUGGUUAUAGCUGUUUUCUGUCAGCAUUAAUUCUAGUUAUAACAAGCUGAUUUAAUAUUGAAAAUAAUCUAUUUAAAAAGUAUUUACAUUGCUUGAACAGUGAGUUAUGUCUUGUGUGAUUUAUCUAAGAUAAUUAUUCCAGGUAUUCAAAGUGCUGCUGGUUUUUAUUUCAGCACUAAAAUCCAAAAAAUGCAUCUUUAGAUCUUAACUUAUGUUGGAUGUAUUUGUCUUUAUCUGCUGAAUUCACUGUUUUGACACUGUCAGUAAUAAAGAGAAUUCUAUUAAUGUUGA
Messenger RNA from Oncorhynchus kisutch (coho salmon), 6142 nucleotides. Its product is annotated as tight junction protein ZO-3. The transcript has 31 exons. The coding region runs from base 137 to 3976 and encodes 1279 amino acids. Gene Ontology annotation, molecular function: cell adhesion molecule binding. The record is from RefSeq and is a predicted model, not a curated record. Gene Ontology annotation, biological process: establishment of endothelial intestinal barrier; positive regulation of blood-brain barrier permeability; cell-cell adhesion. Lineage: Eukaryota; Metazoa; Chordata; Actinopteri; Salmoniformes; Salmonidae. Gene Ontology annotation, cellular component: bicellular tight junction; plasma membrane.